Messenger RNA from Folsomia candida, 2191 nucleotides. Its product is annotated as steroid 5-alpha-reductase DET2. The transcript is spliced from 5 exons. The record is from RefSeq and is a predicted model, not a curated record. Gene Ontology annotation, biological process: lipid metabolic process. Lineage: Eukaryota; Metazoa; Arthropoda; Collembola; Entomobryomorpha; Isotomidae. Gene Ontology annotation, molecular function: oxidoreductase activity, acting on the CH-CH group of donors. The coding region runs from base 148 to 987 and encodes 279 amino acids.
UUCUAUAGCAGAAAUAAACCUUAUCACACAAAAAGCAUCGUGUUGCGAACCCUGGCCCAAUCUGUGUUUAGAUAAACCGACACUCUCACAGGGAAAGAAGCUUAUUCCAAAUUCAGAUUUCUACAUGAGAACUUAUCCUCCGUAAGUAUGAGCCGAUCACUCGAUGAAACUCCACUCUCGCUAAUUUACACGAUCCCCUUGUGCGAAACUGACGCCCAACUGGUUGGCGUCUUCAACGUUGGAAUAGUCGUCGUUAUUUUUGCCAUAAUCGGAUGGCACGGAUUAGUAGGGAGUGCACCUUACGGCAAGAGUGCGUGGGAGGUGACGAAGCCGUUAUCCUUAAUUUGGUGCUACCCGAUCAACGCGAGAUUCACUUGGAUGUUUGGCCACUUGCCCACCAUAGUGAUUCCUUGGGUCGUCAUACUAUAUAGUCCGGCCAAGUAUAUGUACAAUUUUGCGAAUUUGUCCGUAUUUAUUCUGUUCUAUGUGCAUUGCUUCUACCGGACGGUUUUAUAUCCGAUUCAAAUCUCCAGAAAUGCCACUCCCACACCGGUUUGGUUCCUUUGCAGUAUUUUUGGCAUGACCGUAAUUCACAUUUUUGUUGAGACGCAUCACAUGGUCAACAUUUUACAGUUGGAAUCGUUCUCCAUGACAGCUGUCAUAGGAAUUCCCAUCGGGCUGUUGGGAGGAUGGAUUAAUUGGCGCCACGAUUUUGCCCUAACACAACUUCGCAAUGAAGGAAAAGGGUACCAGAUUCCGCGUGGGGGGCUAUUUGAGAUUGUUUCGUGUCCAAAUUAUUUAGGAGAGCUGCUAAAAUGGUGGGGUACUGCGUUGAUGACCUCGUUUGGUUCUGUCCAGGUCAUGUUUGCCAUCUACUGCACAAUCUUUCUUGGCUUAAGGGCUAAUUUUACCCAUAAUUGGUACAAGUCAACAUUUGGGCAUAGUUAUCCUUCCACUCGAAGGGCAAUGAUUCCUGGAUUAUUUUGAUUUUUUGGUACAGGAAAUUUAGAAUUGAUGUUGUUAUACACGCCCCCAUCAAAAAAUAAGACAUUGUACUUAAACUAUGUACAGACAAACAGACGUAUGUAUGUAAUUAACGAUACUUUAUAUUUAAGAGUAAUGUAAAGCUACUUAUGUAAUUAUUAUGACUGCGGUAAUGAUACUGGUUCAUUCAAUGUUCUCACAUUAACCUUUUUGCCCCGCCGCAAGUUUCUAUCGGAUGUAUCUUCAUCAUUAGCUUUUAUUGCGUGAAAUUUUACGCGGAUGCUUCCAUGUUUUCUCAAAUUUCAACAACAACAAAACUCCUCGUGUAAUUUACGUACAUACUAGAGUAAAAGCCCGUCCAAGGACGGGGCCUGUGCCUCCCAGUACGGGGCGUGGAAAAGCAAAAAAUCCGUCAUAUAUUAAAUACUUCCCAGGGUCUACUGGUCACGGUGAGGUCACAGACCCCAAGUGUCUUAUAUAUUCUAGAAGGUCUUUAUAAAACCUUUCGAAUAACACCCCAUUUGAUGGGUGACAUCGGUUGAAAUUUUGGUGACCUGUGACCUUUGACCUUGAAUGUUUGAAUGGCGUGACCUACACUACUCAAACUAUGACCACUCUCACCGCCUAAAACUAACCUUUCGAAUGCGGUACCAUAUGUUGUUGUAUGUCGUCUGGCGCCUGAGUUAGCUUUUGACCGUUAUUCUAGGUCACGGUGAGGUCACAGCCCCCAAGUGUCUUAUAUAUUCUGGUAGGUAUAUAAAAAACCUUUCGAAUGAUACCCGAUUUGUGCGGGGUUAUGGAUUGAAAUUUUGGUGACCUAUGACCGUUGACCUUGAAUGACGUGACCUACAUUAUUCAAACUAUGACGGCUCCCACCCUCUUUGACCAAGCUUUCGAAUGCGCUAUCAUACGCUACUGUAAGUGGUCAGAUGACGGAGGAGUUCAUGCCGACACAAAUCGGUCGUGCUGAAUUAAGUAAUAGGAUGCUUAGCAGGUUUUAGUAUCGGUAAUUAUGUUUGUACAUAUGUAUUACAACGUACAUAUGUACAUACGUCCAUGUACUGUACAUGUAAUUAUUAUGCUAGUCAAAUACUGUAGCCAUUUUUAACCAAAUAUAUUUUAUUGCUAUGUACACAUGUAUAGAUAUGCCUCUAGUUAUGGAUGUGUAUACCUAAGUAGAAUAAUAACACGAGUGUUUUUUGUGUAA